AGGAUGACGAGAAACCCCUGGUUAGGGCGCGGACUCUAAAAAGGGCGACGGCACUGUUUGCUCGAAACUUCAGGGUCGAAGCUCCAGGGUAUCUUCAUUCUUCCCCCCCUCGCUCUUCUCUCCCUCUCUAUGGCGAAUUCGCCGGAGCACGAUAUCGACGACGAGCUCUUUCAGGAGGUGUAUGGGAAGGAGUAUACUGGGCCAACGGGGACGCGGUCGGCCGCUCAGGUGGCGUCGGCGCCUGUGACCAAGAGGCCGCAACACAGCGACAGCGAGGAGGAGGGCGAACCGGACCCCAACGCCGUGCCGACGGACUUCACGAGCCGUGAGGCGAAGGCGUGGGAGGCGAAGGCCAAGGCGACGGAGCGCAACUGGAAGAAGCGGAAGGAGGAGGAAAUGAUAUGCAAGAUCUGCGGCGAGUCAGGCCAUUUUACUCAGGGAUGCCCAUCUACUCUAGGCUCAAAUCGCAAGUCUGCAGAAUUUAUUGAAAGGGUUCCUGCAAGAGACAAACAUGUACGGGCAUUAUUUUCAGAGAAAGUGGUGACCAGGAUUGAGAAGGACAUUGGUUGCAAACUUAAAAUGGACGAGCGAUUCAUCAUAGUAAGUGGAAAAGAUAGGCUGGUUCUGGCAAAAGGUGUGGAUGCUGUGAGGAAGGUGAUACAAGACGAGGACAGGGGUGCGAGAAGGAAAGGAUCAUCUGAUCAUCAGAAUGCAAGAUCUAGGUCUCCUGAUGAUACACAUGUUAGUCCUCAUUUACGACGAUCAAUGUCUCAAAGGUCUCAUUCUAGUCCUAGAAAUCCUCCACAAACCCAGUCAAGGAUUUGUAGUCAAGAAAAGGUUGUAGAGGAUCAUUUGCGGAAGGACCUGCAACAGUUGUCAAGGGGUUCUCCACAAGCUUUUGGUAAUGAUGGAGCUAGAGGGCGAUCAAGGUCUCCACAGCGUGGUGGCACUUUUCCAGGUGAUGGAUUUAAAGCCUAUGAUAGCCAUAAACAGAAUGCAGGGAUGCAUAGGGCAGGUACUUGGGAUGUUGAUAGACAUGGGCUGGAUGUACACACCAAUCAUAAGUAUGAUUUCCAUUCCUUUCCCCAAAAUUUUGAAGAGUUGGACAUGGACUAUAGGAGGGAGGUGAUGGAAUUGGCAAGAUGGCGAGAUAAGGAAGAAGAUGCAGAAAGUCAUAAGCAUCGUGAGUCUAUCCAAGAACUAAGGGAUUCAUAUACAAAGAAAUUGGCUGCGUUAAGAGUCUCUCAUGCAAAACAAUGGGAAGAAUUUCUGCAUGCAGAUAUGCAAAGGCGACAACAAGCACACCACCAUUUGCCAGAAUCAACAUAUUCCUCCUAUUCUCGCCCUGGCUUCCCUGAUUAUGAGGGAACUGCAACUGCCUCCCACUACUCAAGUAGUUUGCCUGUUGAUUCAAGGAGCAGAUACCCAUUUUCAGACAGUUAUUCAACUGCAAGGCCUCAAGAUUUGUAUGGUGAGUUUCAACAUCAAAGACGCGAGGAUUACAGGAAGACUUACGAUAGAUACUGACGCUGUAGUCUCUAUGAAAAAUACAAUGGCUGAAAAUAGGGAGCUCCCUUUAGUUUUCUGAAAGAUUCGACAUCUCAACCGUUGCAUAUGGACAAUCUGAGAUGGGAUGGCUUUUGGACUCUUUUCUAGUUUUAGAGCUUCGGCUACCAGUAGGUGAAGUUUUUGGUGUAUCACCCCCUCUAGGCGUCACUCUGAGUAAGAUAAUGAUCCCUUCUUCAAUAUUGAUUUUGUCACCAUGAAGGAACAUCUACAGGUCUGUUAUGAUGAAAAGAAUGUACAUUUUCUA
Molecule: messenger RNA, 1813 nt
Organism: Nymphaea colorata (pocket water lily)
Lineage: Eukaryota; Viridiplantae; Streptophyta; Magnoliopsida; Nymphaeales; Nymphaeaceae
Exons: 5
Coding region: 130-1527 (465 amino acids)
Molecular function (GO): zinc ion binding; nucleic acid binding
Source: RefSeq, a predicted model, not a curated record